Molecule: messenger RNA, 1615 nt
Organism: Chenopodium quinoa (quinoa)
Lineage: Eukaryota; Viridiplantae; Streptophyta; Magnoliopsida; Caryophyllales; Amaranthaceae
Exons: 2
Coding region: 260-1555 (431 amino acids)
Source: RefSeq, a predicted model, not a curated record
AGCGGUUUUGUAGCAGGUAUAAUUUCCCGAUUUCACUUUCCUCUUUCAUUUUCGUCUUCUCACCAAAAUCCCAUCCACGCCUUCCACCAAAAUCACACCUCCUUCAACGGAAGCCGGCGCAGCCAAGGAAUCCACCGACGCCGCCGGAGCAUUCCUCAGCAACGAAGGCCGCCGCUGUUGACGCCGAGGGUUCGACUUUAGUGGUCGGCUUCGCUAAUUUCAGAAGAAACGUGCUGAUCUUCUUGUUUGUGAAUGAAACAUGGAGGUUCCGAACUACCCUCUAUAUUGCUAUUGGGGUGGAGAAAUUGUCCACAAAGAUAGCGAUAUAACGUAUAGGGGUGGGAAUCAAAAAUUUGUGUUUGUACAUUCUGCGAUGACAUAUUCACAAGUUCUGAACAAGCUAUAUGAAGAAUUGAGUGUUGAUCCUAGAGGUGUGGAGUUGAAGGUGGUUAUGCGUUAUCCUAUGGCUGGGGCAUAUGUUGCAAUUCCGUUAAAUGACGACAACGCUGUUAGAGCUAUGUGGAUUGCUGUGACUCAGAGUUCUUCUGUUGCAAUGCAAUUGUUCAUUGAACAAGUUCCAAAGGAGCCAGUUGUGCAAACUAACACUGGUUCCUUUCCGGGGAUGGAUUUUUUUGGUAGUGUGGAUCAACCGUUUUCCACUGGUGUUCAAAGUGUGGGCAUAGGGUCAUUCACAAGAAUGCUUGUUGAUCCACAUUAUGUCAAUGACCAUCUCUCACAGUUUAGGUCUCCGGCCUCAUCGCCUAAUGUUGGAACCUCGACAAGCACACAACCACAAGGCAUUCUUGAUUCUCUUGACCCAAACAAUGUUGAUGUAUUUGGCGAUGCAGAGAUGAAUGACACUGAUGAAGAUGAUGAUGAAGAGGUAAUUGAAGCUCGCGAUAAGGCAAUUAAAGGAAGCGCCCCCACUUCAGACUUCAAUGAAGUGGCGCAAGUUGAUCCUCGUUUGAAUAACUCAUGGAUGUCUUGGUUAGGAAAUGAGACAUAUAACAAUGGGGGAGAAUUUGAGGUUGGUCAGCAGUUUGACUCAUUGCAACAACUGAAAGAUGCUGUGGAAUCUUACUCCAUAGCUAGAAAUCAAACAAUUCGAGUUGUGGAGGCAGAGCCAGAGAAAUAUGUUGUUGAGUGCAAGAGGAAAGAACAAUGUAGUUGUUCGUGGAGGCUUAGAGGAGUGAAAGAUCCAACACUCUCUACGUUUAAAAUUGUGAGGUACAACGACCCUCAUGCAAGUAACUGUGUUGGUGACAUCGACUCGGGAGAUCAUAAGCUACUGACUUCCGAGUUCGUUUGCAAUGCUCUUCUAGAUGUCAUUCGCGUUGAUCCUUCAUUGAAAAUCAAGACAAUGGUGCAACUUGUGAAAGAGAAAUUUGAUGGAUUCCAAAUAACCUACAAGAGAGCAUGGCUAGCGAAACAAAAGGCAAUAAAACUCAUUUAUGGGGAUUGGGAGGGUUCAUAUGAACAGUUGCCUAAGUACAUGCAGCUACUGCAAGGCAGAAGAAGAAGUUUGAUUACCACAUCAACAAAAUUGGUGACUUGAAUGUAGAGGCCCGUAGGUACUUGAUGGAAAUUCCGUACAGUAAGUGGUCCAUUCAUCAUG